Messenger RNA from Plasmodium gonderi, 1410 nucleotides. RefSeq lists its product as hypothetical. The transcript has 3 exons. Bases 1 to 1410 code for a protein of 469 amino acids. Lineage: Eukaryota; Apicomplexa; Aconoidasida; Haemosporida; Plasmodiidae. The record is from RefSeq and is a predicted model, not a curated record.
AUGGCAGAUGACUACGACUAUGAGCACGUGAAAACUUUUCCUACCUAUGCAAGCAAAUUAAAUGAUGUUGAUCAUUUUUCAGGCAUACAAUUUCGAACAAAUGAUCCUAUUGUUAAUAGGUGUAAGGAAAAAGCUAAAAGUAAUGAAAAUUUUUAUUAUAUUAUGUUAUGUGCAACCCUUAAUAAAUAUUUUAAGUAUUAUAGCCAUCUGAAUCCGGUCGAUAGUAAACACUGUGAAUAUAUUAAUUUCUGGUUAAAUAAGAAAUCACAAUAUGACAAUUCAUUUAAUAUUUAUAAAAGGAUAAUAAACCAUGACAAAUCAUUAGAUAUAUUUGACCCUAGUAUUAAGGAUAUACAAGAAUACGAGUCUAAACUAGGAGUUCUUUCAAAUGAAGUAGUUAGAAAAAUAAAUACAAUAUAUAAGUUGAAUGAACAAUAUCUCUUUUUCUUAACGAAGAAGGAAAUUGGUCAAACCGCUAAGGUCAUAUUAUGCGAUCAUGCUAAAAAAUUUGCUGAAAUAUAUAAUGAAGCAAUUGGUGAAUGUUCUAAUUAUAAUAAUAAAUACUGCAAGGCGUUGAUAGAAUUUAAAGUUAAAUAUGAUAAACAUAAAGAAUUUACAAAAACAUGUCAAGAAGUAAAGGAUGUAAAAAUAAUACCUGGAACAGAAAGUUAUGAAUUAGAAAUACUGAGGAGGUAUGGGCUAUUUAGUAGAUAUGGGUUUAAUUCUGUAACGGAUGUUUUAAAAACAGCUGGUAAGGUAUUAGGAGGUGUUUUUGUGUUAUUUCUUAUAAUAAAGAACGUAAUAAAAAGAGAAAUAAAAAACAAAAUAAAAAAAAAUCUCGUGCUAGUAGUAAGCAUCAAAAACGUGAUAGUCGUCAAGAUUACCCUAAGCAUGAAGAUCAUGAUAAUUAUGCUAGUCAUGGUAGUUAUAAUAAUUAUGAAGACCAUGAUAAUUAUACUAGUCAUGGUAGUUAUAAUAAUUAUGAAGACCAUGAUAAUUAUACUAGUCAUGGUAGUUAUAAUAAUUAUGAAGACCAUGAUAAUUAUCCUAGUCAUGGUAGAUAUACAAAUUAUGAAGACCAUGGUAAUUAUCCUAGUCAUGGUAGUUAUAAUAAUUAUGAAAACCAUGGUAAUUAUGCUAAUUAUGGUAAUUACCAUGAUUAUUCUAAUUAUCAUGAUUAUAACUAUUAUAAUGAAGAUCAAAGGAAUCAGGUUUACAAUUAUUCUCCAUAUUACAAUGAUAACGAUAAAUCAGUGUCGCAUAAUGGACAAUAUAACAUUCAAUAUUAUUCUGCACGUGAUGAUGAAUAUAUGUACUACAGAGAUUAAACAGUAUUCCGAAUUAGUAAAUAAUGUUAUAAAAUCAAAUGACAAUUAUAUUAAGGCACAAAAAAAAAAAAAAAAAAAAUAA